Molecule: messenger RNA, 660 nt
Organism: Drosophila biarmipes
Lineage: Eukaryota; Metazoa; Arthropoda; Insecta; Diptera; Drosophilidae
Exons: 2
Coding region: 329-643 (104 amino acids)
Source: RefSeq, a predicted model, not a curated record
UACAGUGGAGCCCUGUGUGCGUGUGUGUGCGCACUAAUCUCGCUGCGAUGCGCAAAAUCAGCCCCCUGUGAAAUCAGACCCACACACAGGCGCACCAGUGCAAAAACAAUUUGCCGGCGAUUGCCCAUACACUCGCAGAGCCACUCGAGGGGGGCGCGUGUGCGCCUGUGUGUGUGCCGCUAAUUACAUUUAUUUUGUAAACCCAAUGUCCAGGUCGCCGCCGGCGUGGGAGGGGGUCAGAGUGGGGGCGGGGCGGCAGCCCCAGUAAAUUUCCUUCGCUGUGUGGUUGCCGUGUUAAGUGCUCUGAUAAGUCGCCCGCUAUCGCGCGAUGGACCCGGGGUUAUCUGAUAUUGCUGUGGGUGCCGCACGGAUGCGGAGUGCGUACGGUGCGGGGGUAGUGGAGCGGCGGCGCCGUGGUGUGAGUGCGGUUAGCAGUGCUCUGGGAUCAGAUCGCUCGCUGACACACUGCCCGGCCAGCGAGGGUCGCUCCAGCAGUCAUCGGAUAGAGUGCACCUUGGUGAUCCCCAGAAAACCGAUCGCAGCUGUAAAGCUACAAAAUUUCCGGAUGCCUGUUAACAAUCUGCGAUUCAAGCCAUCCGGAGUUAAUAAGGUUCCUUCCAAAAACCAUGGCUACCCAUACUAAUAACUACAUCUGCACAC